Exserohilum turcica Et28A is the source of this 970-nucleotide messenger RNA. RefSeq lists its product as uncharacterized. The record is from RefSeq and is a predicted model, not a curated record. The transcript is spliced from 3 exons. Gene Ontology annotation, molecular function: oxidoreductase activity, acting on the CH-OH group of donors, NAD or NADP as acceptor. NCBI's taxonomy places the organism in Eukaryota, Fungi, Ascomycota, Dothideomycetes, Pleosporales, Pleosporaceae. The coding region runs from base 10 to 846 and encodes 278 amino acids.
ACAAGUCUUAUGCGGAUCUCUGGUCAAGCCCGUCCAUGGAUACGUAACUAUGCCAUCACAUCCAACGAGAAGAGAACAGCCAUUGUAACGGGCUCUGCACGUGGAAUCGGCAAAGCCAUUGCUCUCAGACUAGCCAAUGACGGAUACGACGUGUGUAUCAAUGACAUUGCAGCCAACAAAUCCGAAGCCGACAAGGUUGCCCAAGAAAUCCAGAAUAUAGGCCGCAAGUCUUUUGCAUACACAGCCGAUGUAUCCAAUAUGGCCGAGGUACAAGGCUUGGUGCAAGCAUCAGUGUCCGAACUGGGUCCACUCAACACAAUGGUGGCAAAUGCCGGUAUCGCCCAAGUAAAAGCCUUGCUUGACCUGACCGAGCAAGAUCUCAAGCGCAUGUUUGAAGUAAACGUAUACGGUGUAUACAACUGCUACACCACAGCUGCCAAACAAAUGAUCUCCCAAGGAACCGGCGGUAAACUCCUCGGUGCAGCCUCCAUCGUAGCCUUCAAACCCUUUGCUCUUCUCUCCCACUACAGCGCCUCCAAAUUCGCUGUCCGUGGUCUCACCCAAGCUUUUGCCAUGGAAAUGGCCGAGCACAAAAUCACCGUGAAUGCGUAUGCCCCUGGCAUCGUCGGCACCGCCAUGUGGGACUUGAUCGAUGAGAAGUUGGGGGAGAAGACUGGAGCGAAGAAAGGCGACACGAUCAAAAAGUAUACAAACGAGUUGAUAGCCCUGGGUAGGACAAGUGUGCCCGAGGAUGUUAGUAGUACCGUGAGUUUUCUGUGUAGCAAGGACAGCGAUUAUAUGACGGGGCAGACAAUCGUCAUUGAUGGGGGUAUCAUCUUUACAUAGGCUGUCAACACGGCAAUGGUACAACUUAGUGUUGUUGCGGUGCCGUUGUUGCUAGACUACUCUCUUUCCGGAUUCAUGACAAAGCCAGUUCUUCAAAUCUCUCCUAAAAUUCUAUAUAGCUUUC